AACGAGCACAUUACAUCACACUCCGUUUUUUUUUAAUAAUUUGGUUCACAAAAGUGCUGGCCCCUGCGGCUGACGGCUCAUCGAGCUAAAACUAACGCUUGACUCCAGUAACAGAGAAGUUUUUUUUAUUCACAAAAUGCUUGAUUCAAACAGCAGGGAACUUGCUUGAUUCCCAAAACACUUGACUCCUGCACUAGCGAAGUUGAUUGAUCGCCAUUACGUUUGAUUUGGGCAUCAGCGCGAAGUUGUCGUCUCCUCAUUGGACAACACAAAAGCGUCGUCUGCAUUCGCGACGCCUUUGCCUCCUCUCCACUGCACCGAACAGUUCGUGAGUCAGUGUGCCGUGUGCAAGGGAAGCCACUACGGUGUCUUGCGUCGACUUGAAAUCCGUCCAAGAAGCCUCCUACUCCUCUUGUGCGCGUCUUCGUAAUCCGUGUCACGGUCACUGGAUUUCGCCCGUCCAGGUUACGGAGUGCGCAGCAUCGCCGCGGUGUUGCAGUAGCGGUCGGCCUGCUCAGUGUUGUGUGACCUAAAGUGGUGCUGCCUUUGGAUAACGUCUCUGGCAUUGGUGUGCGACCGAGCGUUUGCUAACGAGAUUCGGUGGACGAAGUAUUGCGCUUUCGUUCCGGUCAAGAAACAGCUGACUCUCGAUCGACGGUGGUCCCUUCUCCGCUCUUCCAAGACGGUGGACGAAUCAUCGUCUCUGAUCACCGGAGGAGGCAUCGUCAGCAGCACCAGCAGAAGCGGCGGCCAUGUUGCUGUCUUCGUGGUACCGCGCGUGAGCGCGCGGUGGCGCUGCCGUUAGAGCCUGCUGCGUGAAGGAGGAGUGGAGGGGGUGCGCAUGCGCGGGCGGCCCAGCCGCACUGCAGGCUGGCCGACAGCGGCGUGAGGAAGCACUCGAGCGACGCGGCGCUGGAAGCCCCGCCUUCGGGCGCCCGCCCCAAGAUGGGCAGAGGCAGCAAGAAGUCCUCGUCAUCGGCGCCCGCCGCUUCCAACGCGCCGACGCAGGCGUCGACGCCCAAGCUCAAGAACAAGUCUAAGAGCAAGUCCAAGUCUUCACACGGCUCGGCGCCGCCUCCGCCGCGGACCAAGCCACGGGCGCAGCGGCUACGCAGCGCCAACUCUGGCGUCAUCAGCUCGCUGAACAUGCUUCAGCUGUCGCUGCUCAACAGCGGCCUUCUCCCUCUUCCGGACGAGGCGUCCUCUUUCAUACCCACCCAGCCCAUCGAGCUGGCCCGGUUCCCCAAGCACAUCGCGCUCUUCAAAAAGUACGACGUGCUCCUCAAGACCGAAUUCCUGCUUGCGACGAAAGGUGAAUCUCACUGCAUGCGACACGCCAGCAAGCCGGACAACGACAGCAAGAACACCUACAAGAAGCUCUUACCCUAUGACUACAACCGCGUUGUUUUAGAAACGCUACCCGACAUUCCUGACUCCGACUACAUCAACGCCACCCACAUAGACAGCAUUCUGAAGCCGAACGCCUACAUAGCGGCCCAAGGUCCAAAUGAGGACACCAUUAGCGACUUCUGGCGAAUGGUGUGGGAGAAAAAGUGCUACGUCGUCGUCAUGCUCACCAAGGUGUUCGACUUCAUUCGGGUGAUGUGCUGUCAGUACUGGCCCAUGGAGUUGGACAAGCCCGAGAAGUACGGCGUCAUCGAGGUGACGCUGCUCUCGGAGGACGCCAUGGCAAACUUUGUCAUCAGGACGCUCAGGCUACGAAAGGGUGAGGAGGAGCGUGACGUGUUCCAGCUGCACUUCACCAGCUGGGCGUCUCACACGCAGCCCUUCACCAACGCUCUGCUCGACUUCCGGCGAAGGGUUCGAACCUUCACCGACCGAUGGUCAGCCAUCGGACCAACGAUCGUCCACUGCAGUGACGGUUGUGGCCGCACGGGCACCUACAUGUGCAUCGACGCCAACCUUGAGCUUGCGGACGAAGACGGCGAGUACGACGUGUUCGGAUACACCAAGAAACUACGAGCUGCGAGGAAGGGAAUGGUAGACACCGUGGAGGCGUACAAGUUCGUGUACGAGACCCUGGAAGAGGCGUACGUGUGCGGCAAGACGUGGUUCCCGGUGUCCGAGCUCUCCGAGCAGCUCAAGUUCAAGUCGGCCAAGAACCCAAUCACCAAGGUCAACGAGUACCAGAAGGAGUACGAGAAAAUCUGCAAGAUGUCGUCCAAGCUGUCAAUCGGCGACUGUGCUGGCGGUCAUCGACCCGAGAACAGGGACAAGAAUCGAGACGUGGCCACCGUGCCGCCUGACAACUUCAGGCCGUACCUGACGUCAUUCCAAAGCAACGACAACACGGACUACAUCAACGCUGUCUUCGUUGACGGAUACAGCCGUUCCAAGGAGUACAUAGUGACGGAGUGGCCAAUGGUCCGGACCGCGCAGGACCUGUGGUCUCUGGUGUACGACCACGACUGCAACUCUGUCAUCGUCCUCUGCAACCCUCCGCCUUCGAACGCCUACCCUUCGUUCUGGCCAACGGAGAAGGAGAAGCGUAAGAAGUAUGGUCCCGUGUUCACGGUGGACGUAGUCUCGUACAACCACUACCCGAAAAUCAAGACGUGGAUUUUCAGGAUAAACAAGAAGGUAGUGUCGCUGACGGAGCUGAUGGCGGGCGUGAAGGCGGAGCCCAAGACGACGCAAAUCUUCCAGAUCACCUGCUGGCCCGAGCGCCACAAGGUGCCCACCUCCACCAACACCCUGGUCGAGCUCAUGAACAUGGUCGAGAGAUGGCGCCAGAGGACAACCUACGGCCCCGUUCUCGUCAUAUCCACGAACGGCAAGAGUCGCGCGGGCGUCUACUGCGCGGCCAACGUUGCCAUCGAGCAGGUGGUGGAGCACGGUGAGGUCGACGUCUUCCAGGCGGUGAGGACGGUGCGGAGGCACCGGCCACAGCUCGUCGAGAACAUGACCGAGUACAAGUACUGCUACGACCUUAUUCAGCACUAUGUGCUGCACUACCUGAACAAGGAGUGAUUACGAUGGCGGCUUGGCUAUUGCGACUUUCUCCACGCAACGUAUAUACUCAAAUAUGCGCCCUCUUCCGCAAAAGGCACAAGCAAGGAAACGACUCACUCGUGGAGGGCUUCGGUGAAAAGCCACGAUCAACUGUAAACAACGUUCACACCGAUCAAUCAAAUGUCACGCCUAUCAACGGCCAACAUUCCAAGUGGUGGCGUCGUAGGAUGGCGUCUACAGCCCAAGCGUGGGACAGUUCUUCACAACCUCGGAAGAAGUACGUGCCGGCCUGGCAUCCUACGUCCGCCAUCACCGCUGCACUCUAGCGGAAAAAAAAAACUUGAUUUAGUUAGCGUUGCUUUCCCGUUGGUUUUCGUCCUCAAAUGUAUUUUCCUACGUGGAGAGUUCUCUUUUUCGUACUUAGUGUUUGUUCUCGUGUUGGUCAGCUAGGGGUGCCGCUCUUGUUGUAACUGUCGGAGCCUCCGUAUUUCGGAGCUCCUCAUUGACUCGCGGGGCUGCUGCUUGCAGCUUCCGUGAUUGGCUCGAAUAAGCCAACGUGGCGGAGUUUGAUUUCGUCCCAGAUGGCGCACCGGCGUUGAAGCCGGUUUGUAAAUUGUCGGCGAUGAAGAAACCGGUUUGGGGCGUUAAAUUAACGGGAGCUGUUUUCCGUGGUGACGUCAUUCAGCCGACUACGUCGCCAAAAGAUGAAUGCGAUGACAAACGGUUGUUAUCGCUGUAAUGUAAGGCAUCGUGUGUGCAAAUGUGAGAAGAAAAAAAAGAAACAUGACUUGCGCACGCUUUCAGGUGCGGUCUCUCUUUCUUUGAGCUUUGAAAUGCUGUUCAAGCUUAAGUUCUUUGGGCUUAAGAAACAAGCAGUGUAGCGGCGUGGUCAUUGUGCGCAAACGAUCAUGCUUAGCCAACAGGCAGUCUGCUCAUCCGCCAUCUUGGUUUUACAGCAAAAAAAAGCAGCUCGCAACGCUUUUUUUUUUAAGUUUUGCGCUGUCUUCUGCUCUGUUUGUCUUCCUUGCCGAUUGGCCCAGAACUUGAAACAGCCUUACGGUAGGCGUCCACUGGGGCUGCGCAUUUGGCCGCCUAUAUAUGUAUACGGUGACAAUCGGAAACACAGACUCAACAAGCAGCAACGACGCAAUCAAAUCGAGUAGUUCAGUCGUAAAAGUGCAUCGCCCCGCUCCUAUUUUGGUUUACAUAAUUUUCUUAGCGGCGGCUUUCACGGAAUAAUGGCCUCGAAAGCUUAUAACUUUUAAAGCAUCAACCAACCACUUCGAAUGGUCAUUAUCGCCGUCUGUUCUUGUGUCCGCCUGCUUGCAAUAUGCGGCACACUAUGUUUCAGUCGCGACCGCCAACACUGUGCUGUAAAGCCGUGCAGUAAUUGCGGUCAUACGAAUGUGUCAUUAAGCGCUCCACAGAUACGAAGCGAUAUUUAACUAUGCUGGGUAUCGCACUUUGUAGUACGAUACUUCUACUUUAAAUAGUUAUUCAUCUAUUAGAACAGCGACAUAUGAAGGUAAUAAGUUGAUGGUGAGGCACCUGUCAGUUUACCAUGUUGUGCAUAUUAUUACCCAACUAUUUAUGUAUUCACUUUUGUGUCUUGUUUAAGCGCACACCGCUACCAGAGUCUUUACUGUAACUUGCGCAGACUCCCGUCAUUCGAUGCGUCCCAGGAUUUCCUUUCACACAAAAAAUUUUCUGCACGAAGGACGUGUUUCUCAUAUCUUGCAUUGUGGGUGGUGACGUACGAUCAUGCGGGACUCUAUACGAAAACUGGAAUGUUUCCGUGGAACAUGAAAUGGGUUGCAUCCGCAGUAGUGAGGUACAAGUUGUCCUUUUUAUUUGUUUAUUAUUGUGUGCCAUAACGCAAAUGUUGCGUAGUCCCUUACAGUAAGGCAAAACCUAUAUAAGAACUGUAGGUCUGCUGCUAUCAUCCGAUGCUUAUCAGUGUAAUGAUAUUCGAAAAUACAAGUCAGCAACGGUAAGCCUCCUCAGAAACCGCACGACUUUGCUUUUGUGUCUACAGCUGACACUAGAGGAUCUACUCUAGCGUAGCAUAAAUCGACCGCUCCGGUCCAGCUAAGAUACCUAUGCAAUUUUCACGUUCCUUUGCGAAAUGUCUUGCUUAAGCGUUGUGCACAAGGCAUGCUUUUUUAACUACGUCAGUAUAUUUGAAUGGCCUACACGUCAC
Rhipicephalus sanguineus (brown dog tick) is the source of this 5173-nucleotide messenger RNA. RefSeq names its product receptor-type tyrosine-protein phosphatase kappa (gene Ptp36E). Lineage: Eukaryota; Metazoa; Arthropoda; Arachnida; Ixodida; Ixodidae. The transcript has 18 exons. The coding region runs from base 946 to 2991 and encodes 681 amino acids. Gene Ontology annotation, biological process: protein dephosphorylation. Gene Ontology annotation, molecular function: protein tyrosine phosphatase activity. The record is from RefSeq and is a predicted model, not a curated record.